Eurytemora carolleeae is the source of this 1637-nucleotide messenger RNA. RefSeq names its product protein spartin. The transcript has a single exon. The record is from RefSeq and is a predicted model, not a curated record. Gene Ontology annotation, biological process: cell division; negative regulation of BMP signaling pathway. The coding region runs from base 14 to 1153 and encodes 379 amino acids. Gene Ontology annotation, cellular component: plasma membrane. NCBI's taxonomy places the organism in Eukaryota, Metazoa, Arthropoda, Copepoda, Calanoida, Temoridae.
UAACAAAUAACUGAUGAAUGUAGUUUUUUCAGAUAAAAUGGUUGAACCAAGUGCUCCUCCACCCAAUCCUUACGCCGAGCUCUCUAAGAGUGUAACCAAUGCCAUGGAUGAACUCAGUGCAGACACUUCCCUGUAUAUCCCUGACCAGCGCGCUACUGAACUAUUCAGGAUGGAUGACAGCGUGCAAAUAUUCUUUGUCACAGCUGACGGACAUGUCAGCACGUUUUCUGCCCCAGAAUCCUUGCGGAUUUUCCAGUUCCAGGAAUCCAAGGAUGAGAGUUCCCGCGUUUUUCUCCAGGUUGGAGGUUGGACCCAUCCUCUGGUUCCAGGAGCCUCUCCUUGUCUCCAGGCUGAGAAUGGAGCCAUUAUGUUCCCGGAUAUUUACUCUGACCUACCUAACAGUGCUGUCGGGUUGGUUCUUAUUGAUGAUGUAGCUCCAGAGAUAAGAACAGAGCUCAUAGCAAUGCUUCAGCAGCAUACAGCAUUCAAAGGGGAACCACAGGUUCAAGAUUAUCAGUUGGGGGUUUUAGGAAGCUCAAUCGUGAAGGGAGCAGAGGUGCUUACAAAAGGCAUUGGCUACGGGACGUCUAAGGCUGGCCAGUUGAUUGAAUAUGUUUCUGAGAAGAGCCAAGAACGCCUGGCUAAAGGAGAUGAUGAGGCCAAGGUUGGUAGUAUGACCAAACUGACCGUGAACGCUGCAAAACACACGACCAACGCCACUGUCCAAGUUAGUGGAUUUGUUUCCAACCGAGUGGGAAAACUAACUAAAUCUCUGGCAGACUAUUUGGCGAGCAAGGUAGAGAAGCCCCUGGCUGGAUCAGCUGCACCCAGGCAGGGGACAAUGAGCUACCUGGUGGACGCCGCCAGAGGCGGGUUGAUCGCCUAUGGGACCGUGUACAUCAAUCUGGAGUCUAAUGCCAAGGUUCUCGGUACCCAGCUGAAGAACAACACCGUCAAGGUGAUGCAGCACAAGUACGGGUCUGAAACCGGUGAGGUGUUUGGGGAGGCGAUGACGGCGGCGGGUAAUGGUGCUCUUACAUACAUGAACCUUCAGAGCCUAGGGGCUAAGGGGUUAUUGAAGAGUACAGCUAAAGAGACAGGAAAGAGCGUUGUCAAAAAUGUGCUAAAUGUACCUAAGCAAGAAUCUAAAUAGCUACAUAUCUAAAAAUUUACACUAUACAGCAUAACACAUAUAUUUUUCUUAUCUUUUCUUAACAUUUAAGUGAUAAUGAAUACUCAUUACUCAGUCUCCACGAAACAGCUAAACUAUAAAGUAAAUGAACAAGUUAUUUAUCCCCCCCCCCUCCCCUACGGCCUUUUGUGGUUGUUCUUGCUGCUAUAUUGUACCCCAGUAACAAAUGUAUUUUGUAAUCAAACACUUGUCUGAAACUGUAACUUUCGAAUCCCGACAUCUUUGCUACCUAAAACUUUUGAUAUUUCUAACCUCCAAUUUAUCUUGGAGAAUUCAUGGUUUGAAAUAUUUAAGGUCUACGAGAUCUGGCUGCAAAGAUAUUACAAUUAGACAAUUUAGAGUUGGAUGCAAGUGUUCAAUGUCCUUAUAUGUACCCUAAUGUUUUGCUUGCCAGCUUUAAAAUUAAUUAAAAUUAAUCUAUAUUUAUAUAUAAAUAUAUUUCAGA